AUGGCUUGGAGACGCUCGUUGACAGAUCAGGCGAGACGAGAGGAAAUAACAGAGGAGGAGGACAAAGAGGGACGCCUGGCAGCUUUGUCUCUCGCUCUGCUGAGAUAUGGGAAAUGGGGCCAGUGGAAAAAAAACAGAAGUGCUUGUUUGGUGGCUGUGUUGCUUGUGGUGAAUACUAAGACACUGAAAAGACAUCAUGUGCCAGAGACCAUCACCAGCCUCCUCAUGGACUAUUAUAAUAACUUCCAACUGAGGGUAACAUCGGGAGCAUCAACUUCUGCCUGGCAACGCCUGGAGAAGGGCAUUAUAACAGGCUGUACCAUCUCAGUGCCACUCUUUUCCCUAGCUAUGAACAUGAUUGUUAAAUCAGCUGAGGUGGAAUGUAGAGGCCCUAUGUCAAGAUCGGGCACUCGCCAGCCCCCCAUAAGAGCAUUUAUGGACGACCUCACAGUGACUGCAACCUCAGUUCCUGGCUGCAGAUGGCUGCUGCAGGGGUUAGAAAGACUCAUCUCUUGGGCUAGGAUGAGCUUUAAGCCUGCAAAAUCCAGGUCGUUGGUCCUGAAGAAAGGCAGAGUAGCUGACAACUUCCGCUUCACCAUCGGAGGGACACCAAUUCCAACUGUGACAGAGAAUCCUGUUAAGAGCCUGGGCAAGGUCUUCAACAGCUCCUUAAGAGACACAAUCGCACUGCAGCAAACCAGGGAGGACUUGACAACAUGGCUUGUAGCAAUAGACAAGUCAGGACUUCCAGGAAAGUUUAAAACCUGGAUGUACCAACACGGAGUCCUGCCGAGGCUCCUUUGGCCUCUACUCAUCUACGAGGUUCCCAUGUCAACCGUGGAGACACUGGAACGAACCAUCAGCCAGUUCCUCCGAAGAUGGCUUGGGCUUCCGCGAUCUCUCAGCAGCAUUGCCCUGUAUGGCCAUUCCACCAUGCUGCAGCUUCCAAUCAGUGGCCUGUCAGAGGAGUUUAAGGUCACAAGAGCCAGAGAGCUGAUGAUGUACCGGGACUCCUCCGACAAAAAAGUUUCUUCAGCAGGAAUCAGGGUGAAAACUGGCAGGAAAUGGAAGGCACAGGAAGCCGUCAACAGAGCCGAGGCACGACUGCAGCAUAGCGUCUUGGUUGGCAACAUUGCUGUGGGCCGAGCAGGAUUAGGCAGAUUUGUCAAACCCAGCUACAACAAAGCUAGAGGAAGAGAGAGAAGGCAAAUGGUGCAAGACGAGAUCAGAGCAGAGGUGGAGGAAGAGCGCCGGAUCAAGAUGGUGGCAAUGUACCAGCAAGGUGCCUGGACAAAAUGGGAGCACGUUGAAGAACGUAGAAUCACCUGGUCAGAACUCUGGAGAUGCGAACCACAGCACAUCAAGUUCCUCAUCCAGUCAGUAUAUGACGUUCUCCCAAGCCCAACCAAUCUGCAGCGAUGGGGCUUAUCAGACACCGCGUUAUGCCAACUGUGCCAGAAGAGAGGCACCCUGGAACACAUCCUUAGCUCUUGCUCAAAGGCUUUGGUGGAAGGACGGUACCGCUGGCGUCAUGACCAGGUCCUCAGGGCUCUGGCAGACACAGUCAGCGCAGCAAUCACCAACUGUAAAUACCAGCACACCUCCAAGCAGUUCAUCACCUUCGUCAGAGCAGGAGAGAAGACAUGGCAGCAGCCAAGUCCCACAGGAGGGCUUCUCACCACGGCACGGGACUGGAAACUCCAAGUCGACCUGGGAAGACAACUCAAGUUUCCAGAGCACAUCGCGACCACUGCCUUGCGCCCAGACAUGGUAUUAACAUCACAGUCUUCAAAGCAAGUAGUUCUGAUUGAGCUCACUGUCCCCUGGGAAGACAGGAUGGAGGAGGCCAAUGAACGUAAGAGAGCCAAGUACGCUGAGCUAGUGGCUGAAUGUCGCAGCAAUGGCUGGAAAGCUCGCUGCGAACCAGUUGAAGUGGGGAGCCGGGGUUUUGCUGGUCAGUCCCUACCACGCACCCUCAAGCUCCUUGGGGUGAAAGGGCAGCUGUGCAGAAGAGCAAUAAAAAACAUCAUUGAGGCUGCAGAGAAAGCCUCAAGAUGGCUUUGGAUUCGGAGGGGGGAUCCAUGGAGUAGUGGGCCACUUGGACACAAGUCAAGGGCUGAUCACCCCUGGCUGGGUCGCCCGAGCGAGGGUGUUUGAUGAUCAAAGACCCGAAACACCCCAUGACCUCGGG
This is a messenger RNA of Oryzias melastigma (Indian medaka), 2191 nucleotides long. RefSeq lists its product as uncharacterized. The record is from RefSeq and is a predicted model, not a curated record. Bases 1 to 2157 code for a protein of 718 amino acids. Lineage: Eukaryota; Metazoa; Chordata; Actinopteri; Beloniformes; Adrianichthyidae. The transcript has 2 exons.